AUUUGACCCUUUGUUUAGACUUUGAAUUCUUUUAAUCCACCCCAAGAUCUAAAAAAAUCCCACACAGACAAGCUUAAUCUUCACUUUCACUCCACAACCACAAUCCUCCUCUUCUCCACUUUGAAGCAUAAGUUUGACACGACUCUAUCUGAAAAAUGGUGGUAGAGUGUAAGUUGACACGGCUCUGAAAACGGGGGCUGUGGAUUCUGAUCAUGCGACCUUGCGAAACUUCACAAGCAUGUAUAUUUGAAUAUUUGAACUUCGAUUUCACUACUAUCCUGAAAUAGAGCAGGCAGACGCCACCACAUCAACCCUUUAAACCUAACGCCGAGAAAUCAAUAAUCCGUCAACUUCUACGGCCUCCAAAUUCACCAAAAAUGGAUUCAGUCAGUAAAACUAAGCUCAUUUAUUUCCAGGAUAUGUUGACUCUUCAGUCAAAGUCUUCAUUCAUUUCUCACUUUCAGGGAGAAGAUAACAGGUCUGCUUUGAUAUUGGAAUCCACCAUUUUUCAUCCACAAGGAGGCGGACAACCAUCAGAUAUUGGGUACAUUUCCAAUGAGAAAUCCGAUUUCAAAUUCAUUGUGAAUGAUGUUAGAUCAAAAGAUGGAGUGGUACUCCAUUAUGGGUGUUUUGAAAGUUCUAGCGGCGGUGAACCAGAACUUGAAAAGGCGCAAGAAGUUUGCUUAUUCGUCGAUGAAAAGCGAAGGAUUCUUAAUUCUGGGUUGCAUUCAGCUGGACAUUUGUUGGAUACUUGCAUGCAAAAUGUGGGUUUAGGAAGUUUAGAGCCAACCAAAGGUUACCAUUUCUCUGAUGGGCCGUUUGUUGAGUAUAAAGGCAUAAUUCCACAAAAUGAAUUGCAAAGUAAACAAAAGCAGCUGGAGCUUGAGGCAAAUGCAUUAAUAUCCAAAGGAGGAAAGGUUUUUGUUGCUGUUCUUCCAUAUGACAAAGCUUCAGAGUUAUGCGGCGGGUCUCUUCCUGAAUACAUCUCCAAGAGUAGUACACCUCGUGUCGUGAAGAUGGGGAAUAGUCCAGGCUGCCCAUGUGGAGGGACCCAUGUUUCUGAUAUCAGUGAGAUCAAGAACUUGAAGGUUACUCAGAUCCGUGUAAAGAAGGGUUGCACAAAAGUGUUUUAUACCAUAGAGAUCUAACCUUGUCUGGUUCCAUUUGAAGAAGAGAAUCUAG
This is a messenger RNA of Papaver somniferum (opium poppy), 1182 nucleotides long. RefSeq names its product alanine--tRNA ligase-like. The coding region runs from base 378 to 1148 and encodes 256 amino acids. NCBI's taxonomy places the organism in Eukaryota, Viridiplantae, Streptophyta, Magnoliopsida, Ranunculales, Papaveraceae. The transcript has 8 exons. The record is from RefSeq and is a predicted model, not a curated record. Gene Ontology annotation, biological process: alanyl-tRNA aminoacylation; regulation of translational fidelity. Gene Ontology annotation, molecular function: alanine-tRNA ligase activity; nucleic acid binding; ATP binding.